GGCUGAUGGGAUUGUGGUGAUGUGGCCCCACCCCUUCCCCCCUCCCUGCCCCGGGAUGUCGGAAGAGACCAGGCAGAAGAAAUUGGCUGCGGCCAAGAAAAAGUUGAGAGAGUUUCAGCAGAAGAACAGCCCUGGUGGUCCUGCAGUAGUAAAGAAGAAGAAAAAGCUGAAAAAUGGCAGUAACCCUGAGACAAGCACUGCUGGUGAUGACCAUUCACCCGAAGACAUUCAGGACAUUCUGAAGGUGCUGGUGUCCGACCUUAACCGUUCCAAUGGGGUAGCGCUCCCCUCAUUGGACAGAUGGCAGGCACCCAAAGACCAUGCUGCUUCUGCACCACCUUCUGCUGCUUAUGACACUGUGUCACCUGGCGGUGUCCCUUCCUCAGGCACUACUCUUACUAGUGUGGCGUCACUUCAGAACUAUGAUGCUGACAGCGAGCCUAAUGUCAUGGAUGAAACCAAGACUUUUUCAUCCACAGAGAGCCUGCGACAACUUUCCCAGCAGCUCAAUGGUCUUUUGUCUGAGUCAACAUCCUACGUCAAUGGGGAGGGCCUCACAUCUGCUAACAUGAAGGAUCUAGAGAGCCGGUACCAAGAGCUAGCAGUAGCCCUGGACUCCAGCUAUCUAACAAACAAACAACUCAGUAGCAAGAUAGAGGAAUUGAAACAGCAGAACCAAGAUACUGUGCAGCAGCUGGAAAAAGAGAAGCAGGAGUCUCAGCAGAAGUUGGCAAAGGAGCAGGUGGCUCUGCGGGAACAGCUGCAGGUUCACAUUCAGACCAUAGGCAUCUUGGUUUCUGAAAAGGCAGAAUUACACACUGCCCUGGCACACACUCAGCAGGCAGCCAGGCAGAAAGCAGGAGAGUGUGAAGAUCUUGCCGGGCGCCUGAAGUCUUCGAGGCAGCGUGUGGGAGAGCUGGAGAAGACGCUGUCUGCUGUCUCUACGCAGCAGAAGCAGGUGGAAAAGUACAACAAGGAGCUAACGGAGGAACGGGACACCCUCAGGCUGGAGUUAUUCAAGAACAACAAAAGCAAUGAGGAUCUGAAGCAGCACAACUCAGAACUAGAAGAGAGGCUCCGAGUCCUCACAGCAGAGAAUGCAGCCAGCCAGCUGGGAGUGGACGAGCUGCAGAAGAAGCUGGAGAUGUCUGAGCUGCUUCUGCAGCAGUUCUCAAGUGGGUCUGCAUCCACUGACGGUGACCAGCAGUUCCAGCAGGCCCUGGAGGACCGGGCGCGGCUGGAGACACAAGUGGCGCAGCUGACGGAAUCACUGAGACAACUGCAGCUGGAGAGAGAGCAGUACACGGAGAACCGGAAGGAAGAGCGGUCCAUGUGGCAGCAGAGGAUGCGGCAGAUGUCAGAGCAGGUGCACACACUGAAGGAGGAGAAGGAGCGCAGCGUGAGUCAGAUACGGGAGCUGGAGAGCAGUGUGGCUGAACUGAGGAGCCAGCUGGUGGAGCCCCCAGGCCCAGAGCCUCCGGCUGGGCCCUCUGAGGAGGAGCAGCGGCUGCAAGCUGAAGCCAAGCAGCUGCAGAAGGAGGUGGAGCGCCUGACAGGACAACUCCAAGCCCAGGUGCAGGACAAUGAGAGCCUGAGUCGCCUGAACCGGGAGCAGGAGGAGCGGCUGCUGCAGCUGGAGCGUGAGGCCGAGGUGUGGGGCGAGCAGGCGGAGGAGCGCAGGCGGAUCCUGGAGAGCAUGCAGAGUGACCGCACCACCAUCAGCCGCGCAGUCUCGCAGAACCGGGAGCUGAAGGAGCAGCUGGCCGAGCUGCAGGACGGCUUUGUUAGGCUGACCAACGAGAACGUGGAGAUGACCAGUGCACUGCAGUCAGAGCAGCAUGUUAAGAAGGAGCUGGCCAAGAAGCUGGGGCAGCUGCAGGAGAAGCUGGCAGAGCUCACAGACAUGAUGGACCUGAAGAACCAGGAGGUUCAGGGUCUGCAGCAGCAGCGAGAGCAACUUCUGUCCCAGCUGCAGCAGUAUGCAGCUGCCUGGCAGCAGGUGGCUUCCGAGAAGGAGGCACUGCACAGGCAGUUCCUGGUGCACACUCAGCUCCUGGACCAGCUGCAGCAUGAGCAGAUGCAGGGCAAGACGGCUGAGGACAGGGCCCGCCAGGAGCUGCAGGAGACGCAGGAGCGCCUGGAGGCCACCACCCAGCAAAACCAGCAGCUGCAGGCCCAGCUCAGCCUCCUGGCCUUGCCCCAUGGAGGAACUGAGGUGGACCAGGAGGACAAGGAGGAGGAGGAGGAGGCUCCUCUGCCCGAUGUGACCAUCCCAGAGGACUUAGACAGCCGAGAGGCCAUGGUGGCAUUUUGUAAUGCAGCUCUUGCCAGUGCCCGUGAAGAGCAGGUGCGGAUGCUUGGGCAGCUGAGGGAGCAGAGAGCUCAGUGCCGGCGCCUCGUCCACUUGGCAGUUGCAUCUCAGAGUGAGCCUGAGAAGGUGGCCCUGGCCCCCGGGAGUGGAGGUGACAGUGUGCCUGUGGAGAGCCAUCAGGCGCUACAGGUGGCCAUGGAGAAGCUGCAGAGCCGCUUCCUGGAGGUCAUGCGGGAAAAGGCAGAGCUCAAAGAACGGGUGGACGAGCUGGAGCAUCGCUGCAUCCAGCUCUCUGGGGAGACAGACACCAUUGGGGAGUACAUUGCCCUCUACCAAAAUCAGAGGGCAGUGCUGAAGGAGCGGCACCGGGAGAAGGAGGAGUACAUCAGCCGGCUGGCCCAGGACAAGGAAGAGAUGAAGGUGAAGCUGCUGGAGCUGCAGGAGCUGGUGCUGAGGCUGGUGGGUGAGCGCAAUGAGUGGCACGGCAGGUUCCUGGCAGCUGCCCGCAGCCCUGCUGAGGAGCCCCCUCCAGGGACCAAAGAUGCCCAUGAACUUGGUGCUGCCAUGGCUGAGCAGGGUGACCUCCGCGAGGUGAGCCUGGCCGACAGCGCUGAGCCUGCACAGGGAGCCACUGGGCUGGACUCUGCCCCUGAGAACCCCACGGCGAGGCAGAUUAUGCAGCUGCUGCGUGAGAUCCAGAACCCUGAGGAGCGCCCAGGCCUGGGCAGCAACCCCUGCAUCCCCUUCUUCUACCGGGCAGACAAGAACGAUGAGGUGAAGAUCAUGGUGAUCUGAAGAGACUGGGCACCAGACCUGG
Octodon degus (degu) is the source of this 3128-nucleotide messenger RNA. RefSeq names its product golgin A2 (gene Golga2). Gene Ontology annotation, molecular function: protein binding. The transcript has 27 exons. Gene Ontology annotation, cellular component: Golgi cisterna membrane; cis-Golgi network; Golgi cis cisterna. The record is from RefSeq and is a predicted model, not a curated record. NCBI's taxonomy places the organism in Eukaryota, Metazoa, Chordata, Mammalia, Rodentia, Octodontidae. Gene Ontology annotation, biological process: spindle assembly; Golgi organization. The coding region runs from base 20 to 3106 and encodes 1028 amino acids.